This is a messenger RNA of Arctia plantaginis, 264 nucleotides long. NCBI's taxonomy places the organism in Eukaryota, Metazoa, Arthropoda, Insecta, Lepidoptera, Erebidae. The record is from the annotation of a GenBank genome assembly.
AUGUUAAUAGUCGGGAACAAUAAAGUAUUGGAGGACACGCGACCACAUCACGCUAGGGAGGUGCACAGAACCUCAACAACAAAAUGCAGUACAGGUUCUCCACACCGCGAGAGGCGACGACGGGACGACGACGCCACGACUGCUGGAGGGUUCAGCGGUGCGUUACAUCGAACACCGCCACCUCCACCUCCGGCGUUGCUACGACGACUAGGAGUCAAAGAGCCCACCGGAGUUGGGAAGGUAAGUCCACCUAGAACUAAGUGA